Molecule: messenger RNA, 657 nt
Organism: Arabidopsis thaliana (thale cress)
Lineage: Eukaryota; Viridiplantae; Streptophyta; Magnoliopsida; Brassicales; Brassicaceae
Exons: 2
Coding region: 103-483 (126 amino acids)
Cellular component (GO): cytoplasm; nucleus
Source: RefSeq, marked reviewed
ACUGAUUGGCAUCGUAACACACAAUUCCCCUCUCCAAGCAACAAUCUAAAUUUUAUAGAGAAAAAUAAAAAAGUUUUUCUUUUUCUUUAUAGAAACAAUAAUAUGUUGUUAGGGAAUCGACCACGGCCUCAAAUGCAGAGAACAGCAAGCAUAACGAGGAUCACUAUCGAAGUUGAUGGUGAUCAGACCGCCGGCCAAGACUCUGACGUGUCUAUGACGGUGGUUGACGGCGGAGAAAAUUACGCCCAGCGGUUCUUGUCGCCGGUAAAUCACCAGAGGAACGAGAGAAAAUACGGUGGGAGAUCCUCACCGUCGUCUUUUCUUGUAAACUGUGGCUUUUGCAAACGCGGUCUUGCUCCGGGUCGUGAUAUUUACAUGUACAAAGGGGACGCAGCGUUUUGUAGCAUAGAAUGCAGAGAACAGCAAAUGGAGCACGACGAGGGGAAAACAAGAAACCGCGUCGUACUAUCACCUUCAAAAUAAAAAUACGCAUGGCUCAAAUUUACUAUUACUCUUAAGUUUGUGUGUGUUUUAACUAGAGAUUGUUGUUGUUAAUCAUUAAUUAGUGUCAUCAUGUAAAAUUAAUCCUCAGAAAAAAAUGAAAUGAAUCUAUCUUUCAUGUCCUGCCUAUUAUUUUAGUUUCACACUUCCUUGUCU